Daphnia pulex (common water flea) is the source of this 4017-nucleotide messenger RNA. Its product is annotated as vascular endothelial growth factor receptor 3-like. Gene Ontology annotation, cellular component: signaling receptor complex. The transcript is spliced from 18 exons. The coding region runs from base 340 to 3798 and encodes 1152 amino acids. Gene Ontology annotation, biological process: cell surface receptor protein tyrosine kinase signaling pathway; protein phosphorylation; positive regulation of kinase activity. The record is from RefSeq and is a predicted model, not a curated record. Gene Ontology annotation, molecular function: transmembrane receptor protein tyrosine kinase activity; ATP binding. NCBI's taxonomy places the organism in Eukaryota, Metazoa, Arthropoda, Branchiopoda, Diplostraca, Daphniidae.
GUGGCGCAGUGUCGUCUGCUCUGAGAAAUCGUUUGAGUUUUACGUUUAUUCAAACUUGAAGCACUUUCGACCAUGAAUAACUGGGAAAAAUUGGUGAAUAAUGUCGAACCAGGUCGAAUCAAACGGAAGUCGACGUUCAACGGAAGUGAUACUGGCACAUGUUUCCUGCUGUGUGUUUUCCACUUUGACAAACUUUGUGGUCGAUGACAUUACCAAAGCAAUGUAAACUCGAACCGCUAUCAAUUGAUCUGCACCACAAGGCUCAGCUCAAAGCAAGCUGGUGAACAAUAGUGGAAGUUUUGUUACAGAAAAUCAACUUUCAACACUAGUCAUCUGAAAAUGUAUCGGCAAUCAGACCUGGUCUUGUUGGUGAUCUUGCUCGGACAAUGCUGCCAACCACUCUUGGUUGGGGGAGUCGAAGUAACACAGUUACCUCAACGAGUGCAACUGGGUAUUCCACUGGAGAUCGUUUGCCGUGCCGAGCAGAGAGCCGGGCAACCCGUAGUUUUAUCAUGGCGAUGGAUAGCUAACGGUGUAGUCGUCAAUCUCGACCAUAAUCGCCUACCACCAGGAGCUGAAAAGAUAGUAAAUGGUGUUCUGAAUUCCGGCCCCAGUUCCAUCGCGUCUGUCGUCAGUCGCAUCCGGUGGACUACAGUCCCAAAAGAAGCUUCGGGCAUCUACCAGUGUCGAAAUUUGAACAGCGCCAACCAGCUGACAAGCAACACCACCUUGACUGUCUCUACUUCGACCCUGAAUGGCGAUGAUAAUCGUGGGAUGCGCGAAUUCCACGAUCGGACAAGAGACGUCCACAUUUUCACGAGAGGAUCGACUUUCAAUUUGACGUGCUAUAAUGGUGACGCAUUCGGUCAGGUGGAAUGGCUCGGACCUUACAGAAUGGAGGAGGAUGCUUACUAUCACCGCGAAAAAGAAACACCCCCAAGAUUUCGGUGGAUAAAAAAACUCGAAUUCGGCGAUUACUCCGAGUCCACCUCUAUUCUGAUUGUCCAGAACGCCAGUUAUUUGGACACGGGCUAUUACACCUGCUACAAUAAAGAUAACCUGAACGACAUUUAUUACCGUCAAUUUGUUUACGUCGAAGAUCCUGAACAUUUGAUACUUCCACCGGCCAUGCAGCCCGCGGGACCCAAUCGAGACUUGCGAGUCAUUGGCCAUUAUUCAGAAUCCAAUGUUCAGGUUGGCUGUGGCCCGACUCAUCCAUCCGUUCGGGUCAUCCUCAAAAAAUUCGACGACGACAAUAAAAUAAUCGCCUCCUCUGAAGUACCCGACGAUCCCAAAAGUGACUGGAGUUUCAAUCCCUUGGAAGGAUUCCGGAUCAAGAUCGUCGAUUCGUGGGAGAUGAAAGGCCAACACCAAUGCGAGGCGACGUGGCCUAAAUCACUCAAGAAGAGCAUUUCUAUGAAAUUCAAAAUAAAAAUUCAGGGAGUGCAAGUAUUGACCAAUGUUGAUAAUUCCACUCCGAUCGUAGAGGGAGAUCAAAUCACUUUGACGUGUCGCAGUAAAAACAAAGACGCGAUGAACCUAGCCUGGCGAUGGUUGCCCGCUGUUUCUCCGCCUAACCAGACGAUCAAUUCUUUCAUGGAAAUCAGCUCAGCUAGUCUCCCAGCCGGUGGGAAAGGUUAUUCCCUGCCGUUCGAGGAUGAAACCAGCCCCCAGGAAUACCCACCACCUUUGGGAACGUUCCAGGUACACCGAUUGAAUUGGACCAACAUCCCGAUGGAAGCCAAAGGAAUAUACCAGUGCUACGACGCCAAUAAUUUGAAUAUUCCCGUCAGCAACGUCACAGUGAAUGUCGCUAGUUCUAUGGCACCGUUUAUAGUUAAUGCGGAUGAUGAACCUAAAGACGUUGAUCUGAGAAGCGAAUUUUCACUUGAAUGCCGGGACACUGCCGCCGUCCCAAAGCCCAGAGUCCAGUGGUUCAUGAGAAUUGGAAACCAUUCGGCUGAAGAAAUCCUGGACGACGGACGGACCAAGUACCACGACAUUAACACGACGGAUGACAGACGCAACAGCGUCCUCAUCGUUUACUACGCCAGCACCGACAUCACCUACUUUUGCAAGUUCAGCAACUUUCAAGGAUCGAAGGAAAAGUAUUUCCACGUCAAAGUUCACGGACUGGGAGCCGGAAUCAUCUCCGCCAUCGCUAUCGUAGUAGCCUUCAUAGUCGUUGGCUUCAUCCUGCUCGCCCUCUUCCUUAAAAGUUCCUUCCAACAAAAGAAAGUCUAUCAAGAGUUGAUUAACAACCGUUUGAAGCUCCUGGAAGGCAAUUUGGAAAGAAUUAAUCCCGACUCGCCUUUGGAGGACCAACUGGACCUUUUGCCCUACGACAACAAAUACGAAUUCCCCUCCAAUCAUCUGGUUCUUGGGAGACAAUUGGGUGCCGGGCAGUUUGGUCGUGUCGUUCAAGCUAAAGCCGUGGGUAUGGGCCCUGGGAACAGCAAAGUCGCUGUGAAAAUGGUCAAGUCAGCCCUGGACAACACUGGACUGACGUCGCUGGCGUCUGAGCUCAAGAUCCUGAUCCAUCUGGGCUUCCAUUUGAACGUCGUGAGUCUUCUAGGAGCCUGCACCAAAAAUCUCAUCAAAGGCGAGUUGAUGGUCAUCGUGGAAUUCUGCGCCUACGGCAACUUGCAGGACUUUUUGAUGACCAAUCGCAGCCAUUUCAUGAACGAACUGGACGAAGAAGGUGAUCCCUCACCCGUCUGUCAACAGAAAGCUGCGCCUCAGCUGGUGCCUCAAUUGAUUCAAAAUAUUCAUAACAUGAAUUUGAGCUCGACGCCGGAGGAAAGCGCUGCCAAACCGACCCCACCUGCUCAAGUUCCCAGCGGCAACAACAGUUCGGAUUACAAGCCUCGCUACUGGUCGCCCAACAGCAGCAAGAAGGAGGAGUCCCGCAGUCCGAUCGUCUGCACUCACGACCUGAUUGAAUGGUCCUACCAAAUCGCCUGCGGAAUGAACUACUUGACUAAGCGAAAGGUGUUGCACGGAGAUUUGGCGGCCCGUAAUGUUCUGCUGGCCGACGACAACAUUGUCAAGAUCGCCGAUUUCGGACUGUCGCGCCAAGUCUACAAGAAUUGCAACUACCAGAAACAAGGACAAGAAGCUCUGCCUGUCAAGUGGAUGGCCAUUGAAUCUCUGGUCGAUCGAGUCUUUUCUUCCAAGUCGGAUGUUUGGUCCUAUGGCGUGACCAUUUGGGAACUCUUUUCACUCAGCAAACAACCCUAUCCAGAGGUGAAUGAACUGGCGGAAUUGAUCCGCUUUCUGCAAAGUGGCCAGCGGAUGGAGAGACCGGAAUUGAUGCCCAGAGUCAUCGGCAACGUCAUGGCGGAUUGCUGGAAGCACAAUCAGGAAGAGAGGUUGACAUUUGCUCAAUUGGAGGAGAUUUUGGGCGAGAUGGUGACUCCAAUCAUUCGCCAACGUUUCGCCGGUGCGGAGGAGGUGGAAGAAACGAAUAAUUACAUGCAAAUGAACAAAGAAACUGAUGGGCACAGUAAUGCUGGGGCAGCAGAGUCCAUGCCCGACUAUUUAAGGAUGAACAGCACUGGCAAACGAGAAGAUUCUCCACCAUCAAAUGCUCCCACUUCAUCACAGCCUCCGAAUGUCCCUCUCAAAUUGUAUCCGAAGUUGAGUGUGACGAAUUACAUCAACACCAGCACAGAAAUCAACACACCUCCGCAAACGCCGAUGGCUUACGCCAAUAUCGGAGGACAUGCGCCCUUGUCUCCCACAGAGAGUCUUGCAGACACCAACUACUUAGCCAUGUUACCUGCCGGACAAGUUUGAAAUAUUUGUUUCUUUUCCCAUUCAUUCCCGCCAAUGUAUCUGCCGUGUUGCGUCACCAUUAAGCAUUCGUCGUGUCUCCUCUGUUUCAUGUUUUUUCCCAAUUUUCUUGAUGUCGGUGUAUUAUGGAGUAUGUUAUAAUGACUAAAUUGAUGGUGUAUUUAAAAUCUCUGACGAUUACAAACAGCCACCAUUGCAGUAAUAAAUUAAAAUAGAUAAACG